CGAGAGCACAGGCGCGGGGUGGGGGGGGGGGUAGGCCUUGAUCUUCCGGGGGGGCCCCUGUAGACGCGCCAUCCCCUUCCCGCCGGAGCCGGUCGCCUCUGUUUACACACUGAGGAGGUGUCAUCUGCAGUCUAGACAGGGGCGCUAAUAACGCCCAUAAAAGACGGCCUCUCCAGAGAUGCUCCAGCAACUCAGCCCCUGCGCGCCUGCCGCCGGCCGCUCCCUCCGCCUCGCGCGCCCCGCCCUCCUGGGCUGUGGCCGCUGGGCCUGCGGGCGGCCUCGGGGAGGGGGGGAGCCGGAAGGUUUCUAGAGGCUGAAGACCUCCGCCUUCGGUCUCCAACGGUAAGUGGAUCCCCGCUCGUCCAGCCCAGCUCGGGGUCUGCGGUGCAUCCUCGAGUCCCCGCCGGCCCCCUCUGUCGGUUGCUCCCACCCCUGUCCGCUGGCGCCCGUUGCCCCAGACGAGGGCCCUGGGGUUUGGGAGGCAGCUGAAUAGCUGUGUGGAGCAGACCCACCCCCUCUGGCAGAUUUCAGCUCCUCCCCGGAGCCGUGGUGGGGGCGGGCGACCCGGGCACAGCCAGAGGGGUCGGGCCGAGGGGCGCGGGUACUGGGGGUAGUGCUCACCCCCAGCCGGCUUCGAAGUCAGGCCUGGGGCGCUGCGAUGCGUCGCAGGCGGUUGUGGGUGUGGCGUUUGAUGAGGUGUGUGUGAACUUGGUCCCCACACCUCUCCUGACACUCAGUAAUUCACCGGGCGGAGGAGAUCCUCUACUGGUGGAGGUGGAAAAUGUCAGAGCUGGGGAGGUGUUUAACUGUUAGUGCGCCGCGGGAAAGACAGAAUGGGGAGAUAUGGGGGAUGGCCCAGCUAGGCAUGCAGAGGGCAUCUCCCGGAUGGUCCUUCCUGGGAUUACCCCCCCGCCCUAUUCCCCCCACACACACACAAGGGUAAUUGGACUAGGGUAUUCUGGUGGAUCUGGACUGGGGCUCAGAGGAGCCCCAUGCGAGGGAUGGGAGGAGGUACUCUUGUCCCCGAGCUCUUGAGUGAGCCAGGAAGCUGGACGGAACUCUCUCACUCAGCCUUGUCCAGCCCCUUCUCCAGGUUGCGGAUCGCCCAAAAGCAGCACCUGGGGAAGGAGGGGGUGUCUCCCGGUCUGCUCUUUCAGUCCCAGUCUUCGAAGGAAGGGUCGGGAAUAAGGUGGGCGUUGAUCCCUACAGGAGCCUGGGAGCAAUGAAGGAAAUUGAGCCCCUACCCCUACCUUACAAAGGUCCCCCUCCAAGCCUGAACCGCUACAGGGGGUGAGACUGAGAGGGUCCGGCGGUCUGCAGGGGCCCAGGCUGUCCCCAUGGGCGGCUGUUAUCUCCCCUCCCGCUGCCCGACCAGCUCUCACUAAUGUCCCUUCUGGGACCCAGGCCCUGUUUCAUUUGCAUAAGCGGCAGAACCGCUCUCUGCAAAUCAGACAGUGACCUUGAACUGGGCCGCCAGGGCCAGCAGAGGUCUUGGCGGACCAAGGAGAAGACAGCACCGCACCUACUAAUUUCCGACCUCCUGGGCUGGCAGGCGAGUGGGAGUGAUCGCUGGCGGCCUGUGCCUCCCACAGCCAUUCUGUCCCUGCCACCAGGGAAGGCAUGGAUUUUAUAAUUGUCUCAUCCUCACCGGCGGCCCCGAGGAUGUGGAAGGAGGGGUGGAGGCACAGAGAAGGCGAGGAAGGGUGCUGCAGGACACCGGCUGCCUCGGGUGUGCAAGAAAAGCCUUGGUCCGAAGCCUUGCCUUCAGCUUUCAUAGCCCCGGAGUUAAUGAGCGGGGCACGGUGGAGCCGGGCCAGCUGCGGUGGGAACGGGUGGCCGAGGGACCAACGCUCAAGCCACCCCUUGUCUAGCUCUGCGUUCCGAUGAACCCACAGAGUUAGGGCGCACCAAUCGCGCGGCGGUUCCAGAGCUGCGGUCCGACCUACUGUAGUUCUGCGCGUGGGCAGCGCAGCGCUGGCGGGUCGGACCCGGCUGGACGCAGCUGCCCAGCGUCGGGGGGCUGCGAGUCUCUCCUAGCCUCCUAACCCAGCCCUAGACCGCUCCCGGCGGCGAGCGCCUCUCGCCAAAGCCGCAUUUAGAUUGGCAGCUUUGCACCCGAGCCUCCCGCCGGCCCUGGGGACCCAGGCCGGGAGCGGCGUUUUUGUCCGAGCCUGGUUAAAGAAGGGGCGCUUGAGUUGCGUGUGCGGCGGGAUUUCUUAGAGGCGAACAAAGCCACGGUGGUGCCUGCUGGGGCUGGACACUUAGAUUGCCUGGGUCCUCGGUAGGGUCCUGAAAACCCCUGGGCUCGCGGCGGGAGGGCUUGAGGGAGCAAGACACCUGGAAUGCGAAUUUUGCCGAUGACUUCUUGGCUUGCGCUCUCCGACUGCAAUCGGGGUCGACUGCGUAGAAGGAAGGGGUUUGUGCCUAAAGUCCGAAACCUAGAGAAAAUGGCCUGUUUGGACAGAGCCAAAUCGGGCCGAGACAAGUGCGUGUAUUGAAAAAGGACUUCCUCAGCCCAUCCUCAUUUCGUCGGCAUCUGCCGCCCUGUGGCCGCUGCUGCGCGCGUUCGGAGCGGCCUGGCCAGGGAGCGCAGCCGGCCGAGCUCCAGGCCAGAGAUCCGCGAGCUGGGGGAGGAUGCGCCGAGGCUCCCGCUCUCUGUCCUGCGGUCCGUCUUCUAGACGAUCGGAGUCAUCCGGGGACGCGAAAGAGAACGGGGAGAAGAUCCCACGCCACAAAGGCCGGAGAGUAUCCGGCAGAGCCUAGCCCAGCGCCCCCCACGCCAACAAUAGCGGCUGCGCGCCGAGGCCCGGAGAGCCUGGGCGGAGACCCCGCUGCUGGUGCAGUGUUCCAACUGCUAUCAGCGACCGAAUUAAAGUCACACCCUGUUUAUCUUGACAAUCAACAUUAGCCCCUCAGAAAAAAAAAUAUAGGAACAAUUGUCAGUGACGCUCAUGAAUGCGUCUUGAACAGAGGAAAAAAAUGUGAGGGUUGCUGUGACAUGGAAUUCGCAGCCCCUCCAUCAAUUCAGCACAGAAAAAGCCAAGCCAGGCGGAGUCUCUGGCCCAUUCCUCGGCGUGCCCCCCAGCAGUUGGCAGCCCUCGGCUCGGCUUGGGUUCCAGCAUGUGGACCAGGCGCCCCAGCAGGGCAGGCUCCUGAGGGCGGAGGGGCCAGGCCGGGGGGAAAGGGGAGACGAUCCAGCCCAGCGAGGGGCGGAGGGGCAGGCUCUGCGCAGUCCCCGGCAGGGCGCCCGCGGGGACGCAUUGCUGUCGGAGUGAGCAGCUAGGGCUUGGAAUAUGAAAUCGCGAGGGGGGCCGUGGAAUUCGAAGAAUCUGCGUUCUCUCUGCCGCAUCCUGCAGAAGAGAGGAGAGAGAGAACAAGGAAAAGAGGGAGAUGAAAAUCUUCUGUCUUCCGUCUGCUUUUGUGGCUUUGCCUCAUUCUCAGAGACAAUUUUCACCUACGUGGGUUUCCUUUCUAUUCUCUCGACCUCUCAGUCUCUCCAACGCUCUCUAAAUCUUCCAGUGUCUUGCGGUAUUUGGACUGUCGCUGAACAAUUUAAUCUUGUAUUAGUUGAACCAUGCUUUGUGUAGGAGUUUGAAAUAAGCAUAUACAGAAAUGUAAGCGUUUUCUCUCGGUGGCUCCCGUAAGGCACAUCUGGUUUGGGAGGGCUCUAUUUUGAGUUUCUGUUCAAUCCACUUGGGCUGGGCUGUGGGGGGGCCAAGUGUCAGAUCAUCACUUCAGUGGCCAGAGCGCUAGAUUCUUAGACUUUUCUGAAGGAGGCUUCUGAGAUUUGCUCCGUAAAUAAAAUCUCAAACCCUCUGGCUCCCAGCCCACCUCAGGAGGCAACCUCCCCUAGCCCUCUGCAAAGCUAGGCUGGGCCAGUUCUGGGGUGUGGGUAUAUCCUUUGCAGUGGGAAGCAGGAGCCUCUCCCGGCAGCCAAGCCCUGCUAGGGAGCUGGAGUCUCACGCUGCUAAAAAUCUGAGAACACCCCAAUCCCUAGAAGCUCCUUAGUCCCUCUAGAAGUCAGAAGAUGAGUAGCUCCAACCCCCCGAUUUUCAGGAAUAAGCAAGUAGGUCCCUUUGGAGCUAAGCGCCUCUUUUUCUUGCUUCUUCUGCAUCCUUCUUCCAAAGGUUAGGGGAGGUGUGAGGCUGGGGUGGCUCCCAGCUGUGGUGCAAGACUGAGUUUCCAUGGGCCUUGGGUGGGGGGAUAGGGAGAGGACCCCAAAUGUCUUCGCGAAUGCCUAAGGGGAAGGUGCUGAGGAAGAGCCCAGCAGGAGUAGGGCUGGGAGAAAUAGCGGCAGGAAAACCUGUCCUUACCCCCACUUCCCUCCACUGUAAAUAAACCCCGACCCAAGGGCUCAUCCGUCUCCUUAAACAGCCAGUAAACUUUAUAUGACACAAUAUCUAAUAGUAAUUUAUUGGGGAGAUAUUGUAAAUUCCAACGGUUUUAGUUAAUAAAGGAGCUAAUUAAAGAGGGACGGGCUGUGUUGGGCCAGCUGUUGGUGAUAAGAUAACACAUCUGGGGGCGGGGCUGCGGGGCCGGUGUGUAUGUGUGAGUAUUUUUGGUGUGGCGUUUUCCCUCUUGUCCCGCGUCUGGCUAUUGCUUCACUUCUCUGCCCUAGGUUUUAUGUGAUUAAAAAAAAAAAAAACAAAAACAAAAACAUAAUUCAGCGAACAGACCUGCCCUAGACCUUGGUCCCCCCCCCCAGCCCCCACCUGGGGUUGGGGAUGGGAGAAGUUGGAGUUGGUGCGGGGUGUGUGUGUGUGUGUGUGUGGGUUUGGGGGGGGGUGCGAAUCCGCUGUCCACACCCCUCCCCCUGGCGGCGGCACCCACGUGAGCAGGGCGGCCAAUGGGUGGCCGGCGCAGGUUUAACUAUGUUUAAUGUCAGAUAGCAAUAAAGUAGAAGCUGCCGGUCUGGCCCCGCGGAAAUGGGCGAGCAUAAUCUCUUGAAUCCCGGGUUUGUGGGGCCGCUGGUGAACAUCCACACGGGAGACACCUUCUACUUCCCCAACUUCCGCGCGUCCGGGGCGCAGCUGCCCGGGCUGCCUUCGCUGUCCUAUCCGCGCCGCGACAAUGUGUGCUCGCUGCCUUGGCCGUCGGCUGAGCCGUGCAAUGGCUACCCGCAGCCCUAUCUCGGCAGCCCGGUGUCGCUCAACCCGCCCUUCGGCCGCACGUGCGAGCUGGCGCGCGUGGAGGACAGCAAGGGUUACUACCGAGAGCCGUGCGCCGAGGGCGGUGGCGGCCUGAAGCGCGAGGAGCGCGGGCGCGACCCGGGCGCCGGACCCGGAGCAGCGGCGCUGCUGCCGCUGGAGCCGUCGGGGCCGCCGGCGCUCGGCUUCAAGUACGACUACGCGGCGGGCGGUGGCGACGGCGGCACGGGACCUCCGCACGACCCGCCCUCGUGCCAGUCGCUGGAAUCCGACUCCAGUUCGUCCCUACUCAACGAAGGCAACAAGGGCGCCGGCGCGGGCGACCCCGGCAGCUUGGUAUCGCCGUUGAACCCCGGCAGCGGGCUCUCGGCCAGCGGCGCGCCCUGGUACCCGAUCCACAGCCGCUCACGGAAGAAGCGCAAGCCCUAUUCGAAGCUGCAGCUGGCGGAGCUGGAGGGCGAGUUUCUGGUCAACGAGUUCAUCACGCGCCAGCGCCGGAGGGAACUCUCGGACCGCUUGAAUCUUAGUGACCAGCAGGUCAAGAUCUGGUUUCAGAACCGGAGAAUGAAAAAGAAAAGACUUCUGUUGAGAGAGCAAGCCCUCUCCUUCUUUUAGGGGGCGGCACAGGGUGCCAGCCCCAGACUGAGCCUGUCUUUGGGCAGAGAGCAAGAGAGGGCGCCGCCUGGGACACAGUCCCCGCUUGGGACGCCCGGCGUCUCUGGCAGGCCCUCCCUGGACGUCUUCUUGUCUGUUUUGUUCGUGGUUCCCUCCCACACACCCCCAGCAGGCCCUGCCAGUUCUCAGAGAGAAGGGAAGAAGCCCAGCCAGGGAGAGAGAGAGAGCAGAGGCCCACAGCUGUGGACGGUGGCAGGGCCCAGAGCCGCUGGGGAGGGGCUGCUUUAUUUUAGGCGGGACUGGGGCGCUCCGACAAGGGUCUGGAGGAGCCUGGGCUCAGAUGCCCCCUUCUUCCACUUCCUUUCUGCUGCCCUGACUUUCUACCUGCAAAAGCAGAUGAGAGUGGAGAGAGUGAAAGCCGGGCACCCAAACUCACAGUUGGUGGGGUUUGGAGAGGUUGGGAGGAGGGAGCAAGCGCGGAAAAUCAGUGGGAGAGAAGGAAGUGAGGCUUGGUCUGGAGGGCCUGGGGAGAGUGAGGGAGAGUGGGGGGACCCCGGAGAAGUGCCAUUUUCUAGAAGAGAGGGGUCAGCGCCACCCAAAGUCCGCUCACGUCUGGGUCAUCCAGAGCUGGACACGGAGAGGGCUGAAACAUUCGGCAGAGGCCGGCGACUACCAGCCUCCUGUCCCCUCCAGGAUGGGAUGCUGGAAUGGUCUUUUGACCCACCCCCACAGCCAAGUCCCAAGCCCUCUGCCCCGCACUGGGCGAACAGCGUUCUCAGGUGUGGUGCCAUCUCCUCUGCCUGCCGCCGGUGGGGCUGUGGGGCCAAAGCCUCGGCGGAGAUUGAGAGCCCAAUCACUUACCACCCCAGUCACCCCCCAGCUGGCUCUCCGGGAAGUCCAGGGGAUUGUGGAAGAGGCUUAGUAGCGCCACACUGAUUGGCAGGGAUAGUUUCUGGCAGGCUCGGCGGUGACGGUGGCCGGCCGCUGAUUCUCCCUUCCCCGCUGGCGUUCACGGUCACGGCCGGCCAGAGGCUGGACCGGCAUAAUUUACGAGGCGGGAGGAGAAUGUGCCCUUAAAGGGGCUACCGGCCGGGGAGGCCCCGCUCAGCCCUGGUUUUUCAAGCUGGUGACAAUGGAGGAGGGGGCCUACCGCUCCCGUUCCCCACCCAACCCCUUUCUCUUUCCCCCACCCAGCCCCGUCACCACCCUUUGUCUCAGGACUCUCUGCCUCUGCCUCCCGGAGCGAGCCGCCCACCGUGAGGAGCAGAGCACAGGGAGGGGCGCACCCCUAGAACCUGUUGGAGGCCACACAGUGGUAUCUCCAAGCCAGAAGGUCUUUUAUCCAGAGUUCCCCUGUGCAGUAGAUCCUGGGUUGGCGAGAGAGAAAGAGAGGGAGAGGGAGAGAGAGAGAGAGAGAGAGAGAGAGAGAGAGAGAACCUAUCAGCCCAGCCUCACCUCCCUGCACUCUUUUUUGGUAUUUCUCCCCCCAAAGUACACCAGCCCCCAGCCUCCCAUCUGCAGUGCUAACCGCCCUCCCCCCACCAGGGAGCAAGCAGCCUGGGAAGCAGGGGACCAACAGAGUCAAAUGCAGAGCCUGGAUGUUGUGAAACUGACCUGCUCGCUUGGAGUGUUUUCUGCCUGGGGAGAGUCUCCCCACUCCUAAAGGACAAUCCACAGAGUACUCCCCACUCUUCCACCAACACACAACUUCAGGUCCCCAGCCGAAUGGGGCUAUGCAGAGGCGUGCGCGCGCGCACACACACACACACAC
Oryctolagus cuniculus (rabbit) is the source of this 7533-nucleotide messenger RNA. RefSeq names its product homeobox C12 (gene HOXC12). Lineage: Eukaryota; Metazoa; Chordata; Mammalia; Lagomorpha; Leporidae. Gene Ontology annotation, molecular function: DNA-binding transcription factor activity, RNA polymerase II-specific; sequence-specific double-stranded DNA binding. The record is from RefSeq and is a predicted model, not a curated record. Gene Ontology annotation, biological process: regulation of DNA-templated transcription.